GAGUUGGUGGCAGCCAUCGGCGUGACUGCAGGAGCUACAGCUGUGGGCAUCCUCCUCCUCCAGCACUUCUCCAAGGGGUCAGGGGUCAAGCCCAAGGUCAACUUUGACCUGCAGAAAGACAACCCCAAAGUAGUGCACGCGUUCGACAUCGAGGACCUCGGGGAUAAGGCGGUGUACUGCAGGUGUUGGAGAUCCAAGAAGGUUGGCUUGCUGUCAAUUUUAUACUCUUUGUUUGGUUUUACAACUUCUCACUAUAAAGUGGAGCCGUGGAUUAACCACUAGAAAUUCAUAGACGCACGGCACGGAAAGAGGUUGUGGUUGUGAGGAGAGCUUUUUUAGCAUCAGCCUUAAACAAACAGUAGGCUAGUAAGGUUAUGUUAUUACUUGCAUUUGAGCAGAACAAGGCAAGGAAUUUUAAAAAUGUGUUUCGUGUAUUCUAACUACUUUUGUUGUUGUUGUUGUUGCCUAGUUUCCCUACUGUGAUGGCGCUCAUGCUAAACAUAACCAGGAGACGGGGGAUAAUGUCGGUCCCCUCAUCAUGAAGAGAAAGGAGGCC
Coregonus sp. 'balchen' is the source of this 556-nucleotide messenger RNA. The record is from the annotation of a GenBank genome assembly. Lineage: Eukaryota; Metazoa; Chordata; Actinopteri; Salmoniformes; Salmonidae.